Molecule: messenger RNA, 2047 nt
Organism: Aspergillus brunneoviolaceus CBS 621.78
Lineage: Eukaryota; Fungi; Ascomycota; Eurotiomycetes; Eurotiales; Aspergillaceae
Product: pseudouridine synthase DEG1
Exons: 1
Coding region: 191-2023 (610 amino acids)
Biological process (GO): mRNA pseudouridine synthesis; tRNA pseudouridine synthesis
Cellular component (GO): nucleus; cytoplasm
Molecular function (GO): RNA binding; pseudouridine synthase activity
Source: RefSeq, a predicted model, not a curated record
CGCGAAAGUCUCGAGUCCACCCAACGUUCUUUUCCUCACGGGUAUGCGAAGUCUCCAAGGAAGCCUUCGCACCUUCUUGACUCGUGCUCAAGAGUCCACUACAUACAGAUCCCGUCUAACAGCCGCCGCAUCUUUCCACUGUUUCGCUCGUUCCUUCGCCCAGGUUAAUUCCUUCCCGCCGCUGCAAACCAUGUCGGAUCAGCAGCAGCAGCAGCAGCAGCCCGCACAGACGCCAACCCAGCCAGCAUCUGGCUCCUCCGAUAAAGAACCGGACUACUCGACAUGGCCUACCUCCAGUCUGAUUGCUCGCAUCACCGAACUUGAGCGCCAACUCCACUCCCGGACAGCGGAGUACGCCGCAUCGCCUGCCCCCACGACGCAGAGCACUACAAGCAUUCCUCAGCAGCAGGACGACAAACCUACCGAGAAAAGGCCUGCCGAUUUGCCCUCUUCGACAACCAAGCAGGAAUUACAGCCACGGAGGCCUAAGCCCGCGAAAGUGCGCCGGGAGAUCGAUCCUUCGAAGUAUAACACGCGCUACAUCGCGCUGAAGUUUGCCUACCUGGGACAGCGGUAUAACGGAUUGGAACACGCGAACGGCAAUGCCACACCGUUGCCGACCAUUGAGGAGGAACUUUAUAAGGCACUGCGCAAAACACGUCUGAUCUUUCCGACCGAUACUUCUGGGGAUGACUUUGUCGACAACUAUGCGCCGCGUGAGGUCAAGCCCUACUGGAUCAACUGGGACGGAUGCCAGUACUCCAAGGCUGGCCGCACGGACCGCGGUGUGAGCGCUUUUGGGCAGGUCGUUAGUAUCAGGGUCCGCAGCACGCGACCAAUGCGCAAGACGGAUGCGCAGAACCCGGACACGGCUAUGGAGAACACGGAGGAGGCGGAUGACGGUUGGGAUCAUAUCAAGGAUGAACAUCCUUAUGUGAGCAUGUUGAAUAAGGUCCUUCCGCAGGAUAUCAGGGUCCUGGCGUGGUGCCCCAACCCUCCUGAAGGGUUCGAUGCUCGUUUCUCCUGCCGAGAACGACACUACAAGUACUUUUUCACCCAGCCUGCCUUCUCUCCAACCCCUGGGCCUCUCGGAUUAAUGCCCCGUGCCAAUGACGGAACGAACGCUCGUCCGAAGUACAGAGAGGGUUGGCUGGACAUCGAGGCGAUGCGCGAAGCCGCCAAAUACUUCGAAGGCACACACGACUUCCGCAAUUUCUGCAAGCUGGAUGUUACCAAACAGAUUGAAAACUUCUCCCGUGAGAUUUUCCGCGCUGAUAUUGAACUGAUUGAUGCCAAAAAUACCCCGCUGGGUUACGUCAACGAGCCAGAGUUUCGCGCCGUUGAGGGCGAGCAAGACACCGGAUCAUCCGUUGAGCCUACACCUACUGCUGCUAAGGUGUAUGUCUUUCAUCUAGAAGGAUCCGCAUUCCUAUGGCAUCAGGUUCGUCACAUGGUCAGUGUCUUGUUCCUUGUUGGCCAGGGCCUCGAACCCCCAACCAUUGUGCGCGACCUGCUAGAUGCAUCUAAAAACCCGCGCAAGCCCACUUAUGAGAUGGCAUCUGACGCCCCUCUUGUCCUUUGGGAUUGUAUUUACCCUGACGAGCAGAGCGGUAGCCGCAAGGAUGCGUUGGAGUGGGUUUAUGCAGGCGAUAUCAGGCAGAUCAAAUCCCAUCUCGGCAAAGGUGGCGGCAAGUUUGGUCUCGGUGGAAUUGUCGAGGAGCUCUGGGCUGUUUGGAGACAGCGUAAGAUUGAUGAGAUCCUAGCCGGCACGCUGCUCGACCUGGCUGUUAGUCAAAGAGAUCAAACCAUGAUCUCUACCGGAGGAGCAAACCCUGUCUGGGAGCGGAAGAACAGAGGACAAAAAGUGUUCAUUGGUGGCAACGAUUCCAGAACAGGCGGUGAUUAUAUUCCAGUCAUGCACAAACGCAAGACGGAGCUCGUUGAGGUCCAGAAUGCGCGGUGGUUGGCUACCAAACAACGAAAAACGGAGGCUGGUGCGAGGGCCUCCAAGAUGGAGAUGUAGAUAAGAUUAGUUUCUGUACUUACC